Molecule: messenger RNA, 846 nt
Organism: Colletotrichum tamarilloi
Lineage: Eukaryota; Fungi; Ascomycota; Sordariomycetes; Glomerellales; Glomerellaceae
Exons: 3
Source: RefSeq, a predicted model, not a curated record
AAUACCACCACCCAGCACGCGGCACAUGUUCCCCCAACCCAUCCAAGCGCAUGGUGUUGUCGGUCGGCGUCCUCCUCGCUUCUUUGCGCUUGUAAGGAGCAGCUUGAUGCCUGGUUCAUUCGGCGUGUUUCAUUGCCAAAUCAAUCGCAAGUCACCUCAAUUGGGCGAGCUCUGGUCAAUCUGUCUGCUUGCUCCAGUAACGUUCGCUAUUCGAAUGGUUUGAUGCGGUCCGGACCUGAUCGGUUUCUGCUUGUCCCGCGAUUACCCAAAUCGCCAGACUGCCGUCAUGCGAAUAAUUUUGUGAUGUGGCAGGUGCCCGCCCGCCCGCCAGCCAGUCCUCCUUCGUCAUUCUCCCACCUCAGCCCACGACCACUUUGCGUCAGCCACAACUCUACCCGUCGACGGGAUGCGCAACAUGUCAUAAAAGCACAGCCCCAUUUUUUCGUCGUGAUGGCGCCGGAUUUUGUGAGGCGCAGCUACUGCGCAGCGACGAAGCAAUUCAGGCACCGCUCACGAGUCCCUCGCCCACUUCUCCAUGCGUUCAUGUCCUUCGCCCGUCUGCGUGUCAUGAUCAGCCGCAUCAUUCGCGAACCAUUCUCCAGUUCGCCAGAUUCGUUAGCGGCUGCCUCUCACGUGCCCAACGUCUGCCUAAUUGCCUUGUGCACCGACCAGCGGUCGAGUCGGAAAGCGGGGCAAUCACUGGCCUUACCGGAGUUACGCGGCGUUUUGAGAGUGAGCCUCAGGAAUCAAUUUGAAUCACUCUGCGACCGCAUCUCGAAGUUGAUUUCGACGACUUAUUCGAUCAUGAACAUGCGAAGUCAAAAUAAAGUCGAUUUAUUCAGAUGA